AUGGCUGGUCCCGGCGGCGGUCCUCCCCGACGAAGCCACACCAAGUCCCGCAAGGGCUGCGAUACGUGCAAGAAGCGACAUAUCCGGUGUGAUGAAAGCUUCCCUCAGUGCAAGAACUGCACCAAGCACAAGAUUCGAUGCCCGUACAACGACAUUCCUGUCCAGGAGGCCCGCCCCAAUGGGCCUCCUGAUUUGAUGUGGACACCCGAGGUCGAGGCUGCUAUCGAUCAGUGGCGCAUGACAGGCGUCUUCCCCUUUGACCUCGACGUCAACCCUGUCCCUGCGCCGCAGUACUACAGUUAUGAGGAGCUACGCUUGAUCCACCACGUCGCUUCCAUUAGCUCUCAGCUCAAUGCUCUUGACGCCAACGGAUUCACCCUGUGGACUUCCAAGAUCCCAACUCUCAUUGGCAUCGGUACGACGCAUCGCUUUGUUAUGGACGCACUCCUGGCAUUCUCCGCAGAGCACCUUUCCAGCAUCACUGGUUGCCCCAUGGUUGGCAAAAUGGCCUUUGAGCACCGCGGUAAUGCUCUGACUGGCCUGUCAAAGGCCAUCAAUGCCUUCUGUGAGGCGAACUCAGAUGCUGUACUGGGCGCGACUCUUGUGCUGUCCUGGCAGGCUACGGAUUGGCGAAGCUGGACACACCACAUGCAGGGAACUCGCGGGAUUAUUGAGUUGAUGGACAGCUGGAAGGACAAGUCCCAGUUCGCCGAUUUCAUGGCCGAGACCGCCACGUUCCCAACUGCUCCUCCGUCGCCUACACCGGACCACAAGCCCAGACUGCCUUCCAAGGACGAUGUUGAGCCUUCUCUGUCCCGCAUGCUUCAGCACCUUCAGAAACUCGAAACUCAGUUGAAGCAAAAUCGGGAGGACACCAAGCUUGUCGCUCAGUUGGUCAGCUUUCUCAAAGGCACUCGCAAGGUCGACCCGGCCUUGCAGGUUGCUGAUCAAUUCGAACGCCUCAAGCCGCUGAGAGACUGGCUUUUCUGGCUUCCGGUCAUGCAGCUUCAGCAAACCCAGGCUUCUCCGAGCGCGCUGAUCAUCAUUGCCCACUACUACGCCGUGGCUCUGCUUAUGGAGCGCAUGUUCCCCGAGAUCGGCGCUGCUUACUUUGGCAGCCUCUCUAUCGGGCCCCUGGAAGAUAUUUCUCGGCGUCUGAAGUCGAUCAGCGUAUCCUACGGGGCAGAACAUCACCCCGAGUUGCAGUCCCUGUUUCAGCUAAUGGACUACGCCACGCAAUUGGUACAGGAGUUCCGCAACCGCAUGGGUUGGUUCGCACCGGCUCCUCCUUCACCUUUUGGCGUCUUUGAAGACUUCAGCUUGCCAAUGACGACAGCGCCAAUGCCGGACGGCCUUCGAUAUGCUGAGAACCCGAUUUUCAGCUACAGCACCGAGAACCUGUCCAUCAAGACGGAGAGCAGCGCUCCUGGGGUCCCUGUUAGCCCCAUGGCCAUGCCCUCUCCGUACAGCAACCAGCAGUAUCUGAACAUUCCCCCUCCAAUGAAUGGUUGUUACAGCCCGGUCUCGAGCACCUGCGAGGCCUCCAGCGUCGGAGAUGACUUUUACGAAGCCUCACCGGUCUUCUACAGCGACAACGAGGAUUAUGGCUCCUACGAUAUGGGUUUCGCCGGCACCCACUCCCAACUGGGCGGGCCAUACGGCGUUGGGUUCGUCACUCCACAACUCCAGCCUGUGUGGAACUAG
Molecule: messenger RNA, 1704 nt
Organism: Diaporthe amygdali
Lineage: Eukaryota; Fungi; Ascomycota; Sordariomycetes; Diaporthales; Diaporthaceae
Exons: 5
Coding region: 1-1704 (567 amino acids)
Biological process (GO): regulation of transcription by RNA polymerase II
Molecular function (GO): DNA-binding transcription factor activity, RNA polymerase II-specific; zinc ion binding
Source: RefSeq, a predicted model, not a curated record